Capsella rubella is the source of this 1017-nucleotide messenger RNA. RefSeq names its product adrenodoxin-like protein 2, mitochondrial. The record is from RefSeq and is a predicted model, not a curated record. Bases 240 to 839 code for a protein of 199 amino acids. The transcript has 8 exons. Gene Ontology annotation, molecular function: 2 iron, 2 sulfur cluster binding. Lineage: Eukaryota; Viridiplantae; Streptophyta; Magnoliopsida; Brassicales; Brassicaceae. Gene Ontology annotation, biological process: P450-containing electron transport chain. Gene Ontology annotation, cellular component: mitochondrion.
AUUGUCGGAACGACAAAGAAUAAACCAGAAGGGUUUAGAAUUCUGGUGGAAGAGAGAAAGAAAUGAGCUGAGAAUCUGCGACGGAGGGAGGUUUGUCUUUGUGCCACGUACGAACCCUAAAUCCUCUUUUAGCCCUUUCCUCCACCUUGAAGAGCUCAGCUUCCGUCGAAUCUCUCGUAAAGUGAAAUUUUGAACUGCAUCGAGGUUUAAGCUAUUAACUUUUGGCGGCGCCAAAAACCAUGUUCUUCCAUAGGCUAUCAAGAUUAGGUUCUCGCAUUGUUAAAGAGCUCCCGAGAGAGAGUCAUUUCUCAGUGCGUGGAAUGAGGAUUCUACAAAGGUCUUAUGGCCAAUAUCUGCUAUCUUCGCCACUGCUACAAAGGCAAUCUAGGAGUUUUCAUUUUCAGGAAGCGUUGUUCUCGAAUAAUCAUAAGCUUAGUACAUCUUUCAGCACGGCCUCUGAAAAAGGUGGCCAGGAUACAGAAAAGAUAAACGUUAUCUUUGUUGAUAAAGAUGGUGAGGAAAUUCAUGUUAAGGUCCCGAUUGGAAUGAACAUCCUUGAAGCUGCUCAUGAAAAUGAUAUAGAACUCGAAGGGGCUUGUGAAGGUUCUCUAGCGUGUUCAACGUGCCAUGUGAUUGUUAUGGACACCAAAUACUACAACAAACUCGAAGAACCAACAGAUGAAGAGAAUGAUAUGCUAGAUCUUGCUUUCGGGUUAACAGAAACGUCACGAUUGGGAUGUCAAGUCAUUGCAAAACCAGAGCUAGAUGGAAUCCGCUUAGCCAUUCCUUCCGCUACUAGAAAUUUUGCGGUUGAUGGGUUUGUUCCCAAACCUCACUAGACGCUUUUAAGUUUUAAGCCUCGGAGCUGAGGGUUUUUCGAGUUUACACCGGUUUUCUAUCCAGAAAAAAAAAAUCAUUACAUAAAAUUACCCUUAGGGAGUUAUACAAAUGUAAUUCAGACGGUGAGAUUUCAACUCAGCUUGUUUGUUCUUACAGCAUUGUCUCAUUGUUUCUUGA